UCGCGGAGCGCCGCUGUAGAGCUGCUCGUGUGCCGGUGGAAAGAGCUGGAGCCGAGCGGCCAAAGACGGACACGGCCAUUUGAAGUGCUCAGUCAGCUACGAUACAAACAGGGUCUCAACAUUUCAUACCUUUCCAUUAAGACUGAAUGAAAGACUGAACUUGGCCUCUUCUCAGCCAGCCUCCGAGAAGUUCCUGAAGUGUAUCGUAAUGCUAUUUAAGCAGCAUUUAAUGGAGGGAAUCGAUUUUGAUGGUGUAUAACAAUAACAUUGAGCUGUUAUACUUAAAGAAAAGGUCCCUGGGGACUUUGGAGGCCAUUUGCAUGGGCAGGUGAAGCCAAGAGGACUUUGGCUGAAGAAAGCUCUCACCACAGUUAUGGACCAUGGUUGUUUAAGAAGCUAAUGAAGAGCGUCAUUAUGGACUUACAAAUCAUGCUGUGGAGACUUAAGCCCAGAACUGCCUGAACACAAUCACUCCUUGGGUGUCCCCCGCCCCCCCCACCUUUUUGUUUUAGAAGAAUCCCCAUCGUUCGUGGUAUUAGUUUGGAGAUGGGUCCGUUUAUGUCUCCCUUCGAUAACCUGCUGUGCAUGCUCCUGGGCAUCUCCUUCACUGUUUGGUUCACUCUGCUGCUGGUCUUCAUCAUCGUGCCGGCCGUGUUCGGCGUGUCCUUCGGCAUCCGCAGGCUUUACAUGAAGUCCCUGCUCAAGGUGUUUGAGUGGGCCACGUUGCGGAUUGAGAGAGGAGCCAAGGAGAAGAAUCAUCACCUGUAUAAACCCUAUGCUAAUGGUAUCAUAGCCAAAGAGCCCACCUCUCUGGAAGAGGAGCUGAAAGAGAUCCGCCGCAGCGGCAGCAACCGGGACCUGAGUGGCUCCUCCUCCACAUCCACAGGCCCCGCUCCUUCGUCCUCAGAAUUCGCCAUGUCGGACAUCUUCUACUUCUGCCGGCGCGGUGUGGAGAGCAUCGUGGAUGAUGAGGUGACCAAGCGUUUCACAGCCGAGGAGCUAGAAUCAUGGAACCUGCUGACGCGCAGCAACUACAACGUCCAGCACAUCAGCACACGGCUCACUGUGCUGUGGGGGCUGGGGGUGGUCAUCCGCUACUGUUUCCUCCUCCCUCUCAGGUUGACGCUAGCCAUCACUGGGGUGACACUAUUGGUUGUCUUCACCACCAUAAUUGGAUUUCUGCCCAAUGGGAGGUUGAAGAAUUUUCUCAGUGAGAAAGUGCAUUUGAUGUGUUACCGCAUUUGUGUGAGAGCCCUUACUGCCAUCAUCACUUAUCAUCACAGUGAAAACAAGCCUAAGAAUGGAGGAAUCUGUGUUGCCAACCACACGUCUCCCAUCGAUGUCAUCAUACUAGCCAGUGACGGCUGCUAUGCAAUGGUCGGACAGAUCCAUGGAGGUCUGAUGGGGGUUAUCCAGAGGUCAAUGGUAAAAGCAUGUCCACAUAUCUGGUUCGAACGCUCUGAAGUCAAAGAUCGCCAUCUGGUGGCCAAAAGACUGAGCGAUCAUGUAGAGGACAAAAGCAAACUGCCGAUCCUCAUCUUUCCUGAGGGUACCUGCAUCAACAACACAUCUGUCAUGAUGUUUAAGAAGGGAAGCUUUGAAAUUGCCUCCACCAUCUACCCUGUGGCCAUCAAGUAUGACCCUCGCUUUGGAGAUGCUUUCUGGAACAGCAGUAAGUUCGGCAUGGUGAAUUACCUCCUCCACAUGAUGAGCAGUUGGGCCAUCGUGUGCAGUGUGUGGUACCUGCCCCCAAUGAACCGACAGGAAGGGGAGGACGCUGUGCAGUUUGCUAACAGGGUGAAGGCGGCCAUCGCCAGACAGGGCGGCCUGGUGGACCUGCUGUGGGACGGUGGUUUAAAACGGAGCAAAGUGAAAGAAACCUUCAAAGAAGAGCAACAGAAACUGUACAGCAGGAUUUUGGUGGGAACUCACGAAGACCGCAGUCGAUCCUGAGGACCUCCGAGGCGAAGGGCGAGCGAGAGGAAAACGCACUUCAUCAGAAAAACCGAAAACAUCAGCAGGAUUGCGCAGCCAGCCGACUCUUCAAAGGUCUCAUUUCCGUUGUCACGACUGAAAAAGGACUUGCUUUUCAUUCAGGUCCUGCUUUUAUCGUCAUACUCCAAUUAUUACCUCUCAUUCACUAAUCAGAAGAAAAUCCUGGCAUAAUUCGAUAACCUCAUCGGUUUGUAAGGGUUCCAUGACUGUUUCCACCUCUGAGACAAACAGGUCGCUAUCAACCCUGUCAGGAUGCUUCGGGCUGGUCGGUCAAUUCGACAACAGAACUGUUGCUUGGCAACCGUGAUGUACUGGGGUUUUUUGUCUGAACAGCGUAUUUGUUACAUUUACUUUUUUUUACAUUUACACUCUAUUUAUUAUAGUCAUCAUGUAGUCUUACUGUUCUCACUACUGUCUUUGCUAUUAUGUGAAAGGAAGAUUAAGCAUAAAAGAGAUGAUUAUGGGAAAAUUCCACAGGCAUGAAAUAUAAAUGUGUCUUCACAUAUAUUUGUUGUCAACUUUAGCUAAUGGGACUUAGCUAGUACCUUUCAUUAGGGCUGCAUGAUAUGGACAAAAUACCAUA
This is a messenger RNA of Colossoma macropomum (tambaqui), 2578 nucleotides long. RefSeq names its product glycerol-3-phosphate acyltransferase 4-like. Bases 547 to 1953 code for a protein of 468 amino acids. Gene Ontology annotation, cellular component: endoplasmic reticulum. Gene Ontology annotation, biological process: triglyceride biosynthetic process. The record is from RefSeq and is a predicted model, not a curated record. Gene Ontology annotation, molecular function: glycerol-3-phosphate O-acyltransferase activity. The transcript has 13 exons. NCBI's taxonomy places the organism in Eukaryota, Metazoa, Chordata, Actinopteri, Characiformes, Serrasalmidae.